This is a messenger RNA of Musca domestica (house fly), 2379 nucleotides long. RefSeq names its product hornerin. Gene Ontology annotation, biological process: positive regulation of transcription by RNA polymerase II. The record is from RefSeq and is a predicted model, not a curated record. The coding region runs from base 148 to 2364 and encodes 738 amino acids. The transcript has 3 exons. Gene Ontology annotation, molecular function: transcription coactivator activity. Gene Ontology annotation, cellular component: RNA polymerase II transcription regulator complex. NCBI's taxonomy places the organism in Eukaryota, Metazoa, Arthropoda, Insecta, Diptera, Muscidae.
UUCUAUACAAAUUCGAGUUGACACCUUUAGAAGAUUUUUCGAUUUUCGUAUAAAAGUCAAGAGAUUACUGGAUUACGGCAUCAGUUAGCAGAUAUUUAAUCGUUAGAUCGAUAGCAGUCCCACAGAGGAAGAUACUCCUGAAAUAAAAUGAAAACCCUUAUAAUUUGCAUUGUUGCUUUGCUGUCCGUCUCCUCGACUCAUGGCAUAAGCAAUCAAUACUUGCCUCCACUUGAGGGUAGAGCCUCCAGUAUUUCAGCUGUGAAAGCUGUUCCGGUCAAAACGAGCUUUGUUCAAGCAGCCUCGGCACCAGCCGUACAUUAUGCCGCUCCUGCUGCUAUUUCUCAUGGUCAUGGUGGUAGUUUCUCGUCUGGCAGCCAUUCGGGAGGUUUCACUCAGGCUGCAUCUGCACCAGCACCACGACAUGCAGCCCCUGCUCCCCACUACUCGGCUCCUGCUGCAACAUAUCAUGUAGCAUCUGCUCCAGCUGCUCACUACUCCGCUCCCGUUGUAACCCAUCACCAUGUAGCAGCAUCUGCGCCAGUUCCUCAUUAUUCAGCUCCUGCUGCAGCUCCUCAUUAUGCUGCACCAGCAGCAUCAGCCCCAGUUGCCCACUAUGCUGCUCCUGCCGCUGUGGCACCAGCACCACGACAUGUCGCUCCAGCUCCUCAUUACGCUGCUCCAGCAGCUUCUGCACCAGCUCCCCAUUAUGCCGCACCCGCAGCAAUUUCAAAUCCUGCACCACAUCGUUUCUCGUCUGCAGCUAGUCCUCAGGUUAGUGUAACCUUUAUUCAAGCUGCAUCUGCACCAAAACAACACGUUGCCCAUGGCCAUGGUGGUGGUCACUCCGCAGGAUUUGUUCAAGCUCCCUCUGCACCAGCACCUCGAUAUGCUGCCCCUGCUGCCGUUUCUCCAGCUCCUCAUUUCUCUGCUCCAGCUGCGGUACAUGGCCACAGCGGUGGUCACUCUACCGGUUUUGUGCAAGCUGCUCCAGCUCCUCGUCAUGCAGCUCCAGCUUUCCACUACUCUGCUCCCGCUGCAACAUAUCAUCAUGCAGCAUCUGCUCCAGCUCCUCACUAUUCCGCUCCAGCUGUAACACAUCACCAUGCAGCAUCUGCUCCAGCUCCAGCUCCACGCUACUCAGCUCCAGCUGCUGGAUUUGGUAGUGCCCAUGCUGCUUCAGCUCCAGCUGUCAGUUAUGCGGCUCCAGCCAUUCACGACAACGGCUAUCACGGCAAUGAAGUUGGCACCAAAUACGCGGCUAAUGGUGGCUAUUUGAUUUUUUAUUUCACUCAAGGGAACAGAAGUAACUUGUCGAAACACCAGCAUCAUGGUAAGAAUGGCGCCCAACGUGAGAAAUGUGUUAGCAAAUUUUUAAUAAACUUUUAUUUGCAGAAGCUCUUUGUUGUAACUUUGUCCGUUUUGGUUUCUGCCGCUUUGGGAGGACAAUUGAGUAGCACUUAUUUGCCACCCCAUCAGGGUAGUGCAUCGGCUCAUUCAGCCAGUUUUGCUGCUGCUCCUUCUUCACAAUAUCUGGCUCCAGCUGCAUCGGCCCCAGCUAGCAGUUAUGCUACAUCUGGUGGCUUCUCAUCAUCGGCUGGCCAUUUCUCGGCCCCUGCUGCAGCCAAACCCUCUAGACAAUAUUUGGCACCCGCUGCUUCUGCCCCAGCUGUAAGCUUUGCUUCACAUGGAAGUAGUUCAGGUGGUUUCUCAUCUGGUGGUCAUCAUGCCGGAGGUUUCUCCGCUGGUGGACAUCAUGCUGGAGGUUUCUCAUCCGGUGCUGGUCAUCAUGCCGGAGGUUUCUCAUCCGGUGCUGGUCAUCAUUCCGGAGGUUUCUCCGCUGGUGGUUCCAGUGGCUUCGCCGUCGGUGCUGCUUCUAAACCAUCGAAACAAUAUUUAGCUCCCGCCGCUUCUGCUCCAGCUGUCAGUUAUUCGGCUCCUUCUGUUGGUUUCUCGGGCGCUGCUUCUGCUCCCGCUGCUCACUAUUCUGCUCCAGCUGCUACUUCAUUUGGUGGCUCCAGUGGUUUCUCGGUUGGUGCUGUUUCGAAGCCAUCAAAUCAAUAUUUGGCUCCAGCUGCCUCAGUACCCGUUGUUCACCACGCUGCUCCCGCUGUACACCAUGCCGCUCCCGCUGUUCACCAUUCCGCUCCCGCUGUUCAUCCCGCUGUUCAUCACGCUGCUGUAUCUCAUGGUCAUGGUGGUAGUUUUUCAUCAGGUUCUCAUUCUACUGGCUUCAGUCACGCUGCAUCUGCCCCCGCUGUUAGUUACUCAGCACCUGCAGCCAGUUUCUCUGCUCCAGCUGCUCAUUACUCCGGCAGCUCAGUGGGUACUCAGUAUGCUGCCAAUGGUGGUUAUGUCCGCCACUAGAGUGUCAUAUAGUGU